UUAUGUCCUUGUAGGCAGGGGCGGACUGACCAUUUGGAAACUCGGGCACUGCCCGAGGGCCCGGGGUCAGUAGGGGGCCCCAUGAGAUGCCCCUGGUACCUUUUUCAUAGGCUUUUUUUAGUUUGGGCAAGGAUACAGGGACCCCAUGAUCCCCUAUUGCCCGGGGGCCCCAUGAGUUGUCAGUCCGCCCCUGCUUGUAGGUAAAUGUUCAGCGAUUUGCUUUUGCAAUUAAUAGGGU
Messenger RNA from Staurois parvus, 238 nucleotides. NCBI's taxonomy places the organism in Eukaryota, Metazoa, Chordata, Amphibia, Anura, Ranidae. The record is from the annotation of a GenBank genome assembly.